AAAUUUUAAGCGUGGGCCCUUUAAGAGGCCCUCUGCAUCUGGAGCCUUCGCUUCCUGGCAGACAGACACUCUGCUUGCUGCUUCUCAUCCGCUCUGGUGCUGUCAGCUGGGGAGUCCAGCUUGGGGUUUAGACCCCACAUUGUUCAGGGGGUACCGCCCUGCCCUGCCCCCCCCCAGCCACGGAAAUAACCCUCCAGAACCUCAGGGGCUGCCCCUUGGAGCCCCGCCAGCCCCCUGGCGCCUCCCUGGGGUUGCCUAUCACUUCCGUUGUGGUGAAGCGGUUUCUUCCGUCUGCCUUGAUUUUCAGGCUUCUCCCCAGCUGAAGCUCCGUCGGUCACUCAGGAUGAGUUUCCUGUAGUUCGGUUGUCGUUCCAGUUUGGUCCUGGGAGGAGGUGAGCGUCGCUCCCAUGCUUGGCGCCACCACCUCGGGGAUCAGUGUCCCCAACUCCCGCGGGGCUGUUGCCUGUGACUCUCAGGUGAAGCUCCAUCCCUUUGGGCCCAGAACCCACUGUCACCGGUACAGAGAGAAGCACCAAGGAGCCCCGAGAGGCACCAUGGCCAAGGCAGCAGCUGGACACUACUCAGGUGACCUGCACCAGAGCAUCAUCCAACGUCUGGCCGAGCUGACCACGGAGGACAUACGCUGGCUCCUCUAUAACCCGUGGACUUUGGACACGGUGGUGGAGAGACUCGGGCUGGAAAGCGACGAAGCCGGCAUGCUGCACUACAUCCUGGGACAGGAGCUGACGCGCCGUGAGGAAGGGGACGGGCCGUGGGGACAUCUGCCGCGGGAGGAAAGAAUGUUUCUCUGGGCUUUCCCCUGGCGGAAGCACAAGCUGGAAAAGACCAUCAGGGAACUGAGAGCCAUCGCAGACGAAGCUGACUCGGCCCAUAAGACACUCACCCAGACCAACCUGGUAGCCAGCUCUGCAGGUGCCGUGUCCGCGGCCACGACCAUCCUGGGUGUGGCCCUGUCGCCCGUGACAGCAGGGGGCAGUCUGUUACUCUCAGUGGCUGGGCAGGGCCUGGGGGCAGCAGCUUUUGUCGCCAACGUUGUGACAAACGUCUUAGAAGACAGGAGCAAGUCGUCAGCAAGAGCCAGAGCCAGCAGACUGGUGACUUUUCCACCGCCACCAGAGCCUGAGGCUGGUGGAGGAGUGAGUCUUUCUCCUGUCGAGACUACAAGGGAGGCUGCUCGGAGGUGUUGUGAAAUCCUCGGGAGCGUCAGGAAACUUCGCGCCUACUGGGAGGCCCCGGCCAACCCUGGCUUCAUGGCGAGGGUCAGGAAUUUUGUGACCACACGCCGUGUGCCCUUCUGGAGGGCAACAGGGGUGCAGAGACCCGCAAGCGGGGGCUCCGCGCUCGCCGUGACCCGCGGUGCGAGGAUGCUGAGCGCAGCUGGGGCCGGCAUCUCACUCGUGCAGGAUGUGAAGAGCGUCCUGCGGGACUGGCAGCACCUGAGGGAGGGGGCGAGGACGGAGGUGGCUGAGAACCUGAGGACACAGGCCGAGGAGCUGGAGUGCGAGCUGAGCCAGCUGUCCAGGCGCUACCGGCAGAUCAUUCUGAGGCAGAGCAGGAGCCUGGAGGCAGGAGGUAGGAACAGAACCGGGAGGUGGGAAGGAGAGCAAGGCUGCUGGGGUUGUGGGGACGGAGGGGGGGCGGUUUGCCAAACAGGCUGGCACACAGAUAUGUAAUCACAUCUGCCCUUUCUCAGGGAGGGCCUUCCCACACCCCUCACGUCAGUUAGGUCCGGGUGUUCUUCCCUCCCAGAGCACCGAGCAGACGUUUCUGAAAUCAGGGGGUGUCGGCUGGGUGCUCGCUGUCUGUCCUCAUACAGAGAGCGCCCCCUCCAGGCAGGUGGGC
Messenger RNA from Phyllostomus discolor (pale spear-nosed bat), 1863 nucleotides. It is a transcript of the gene APOL5, whose product is annotated as apolipoprotein L5. The record is from RefSeq and is a predicted model, not a curated record. The transcript is spliced from 4 exons. Gene Ontology annotation, biological process: lipid transport; lipoprotein metabolic process. The coding region runs from base 408 to 1694 and encodes 428 amino acids. Gene Ontology annotation, molecular function: lipid binding. Lineage: Eukaryota; Metazoa; Chordata; Mammalia; Chiroptera; Phyllostomidae. Gene Ontology annotation, cellular component: extracellular region; membrane.